Molecule: messenger RNA, 898 nt
Organism: Vanessa atalanta (red admiral)
Lineage: Eukaryota; Metazoa; Arthropoda; Insecta; Lepidoptera; Nymphalidae
Exons: 5
Coding region: 187-885 (232 amino acids)
Source: RefSeq, a predicted model, not a curated record
CCUGGUGAUUGCUUCUGUGAGGUCAUUAUUAUCACAGUAUUAAUUGUUUUUAUCGAAACAAUUUAAUUGUAUACCUCUUUUUAUUGUGAUUUUAUUUUAUUUACAACUUAUUUCUAAGUGCUGAUUAUAUAACACGGUUUUGUAUCGAAUUGUAUCGAAAACAGAUAGUUUUAUAAAUAGUUAGAAAUGCUGAAAUAUUUGCCGAUUUUGUUAUUAUUUAUAGUAACUGGCAAUUGUCAAAAUUGGGGUUCAAGGGCUUGCCUGGUUAAUCGCGACGGUUACAUUUUGAAUAUCAUUCAAAAUGUCAUCAGCAGACUAGAAAAAAAUGUCAAAUGGUGUAAUCUUAAAUUAAAUGAUGUAAAUCAAGAAAUUAACGAACGUCUAUUCAAGUGGCAUGCCCAAGGAACAGCGAACUAUACUAAUGGAUUCCCCCUACAUUUUCGAAGUAUUGACGUAUCAAAUAUACAGAGCCUGUUUUCCACUAGAACAGUCAAUGGUUCUGUGGAGAACUUGGUGUCCGUGAACGGAUUACUUAAUUUUAGGAAAUUCUACGUUGGCUACGAUGUUGUCGCCAACAUAGAGGGCUUUGAUACCCAAUACUUCACGGGAGUGUUCUCGUUUAAUUUGAUUGCAUUACGGUGCACGAUCGUUAAAAACUUACAAACUAAUGAGAUAAGUGUUACGACGGCAGCCGUUUCAUCGAACGCUGCUGUCCGACGGAUGACGUACAUGCCCCAAAACAGCAUAUCAGAAUUGUUAUCGAGACAUUUUUUCGCGCAUCACAUUUCAUUUAAUCAAUGGGGAGCAAAUUACAUCGCACCACUUAUUUUGGAAAUUGCUUCCAAAACUGAAUUACCGGAAAUACGUUACGACAACAGGUGUUAAUUAUGUCUUUGAA